UACUUCGACCCAAAGUUACGAGUUACGACCCAAAGUGCCCGUGAGAGACCACCGCUAGAAUCCGUAGCCCUUCGCGAGUCGAAAAACCGAAAAACGCGAUGUUGACCAACCUGGCCAAGCUGUCCGUCGUGCGCGGCGUCUCGCAGACCGUGACCAACGGCCUGAAGCCAGCGGCGGUCGGUGCGGCAAAGGCCGAAAAGAAGUCCGCGAGCGCUGCAGGUCAGAUUCCCGUCGUGACCGUCGCUUCUGGCAGUAACCUGCCGCGGAACAAUAUUCGCGUGGUUUCGGGCGUAACAGGUGCCACACAGAUCCGGUUCGCCCAUACCGACAUUCGGGUGCCAGAUUUCUCCGAGUACCGCCGGGAGCAGGUGAAGCGCCCGAACGCCAAGAACGACAGUGCAGAUGACCGGGCCGCAUUCACGUACCUCCUCGUCGGAGGUGCGGCUGUGUCGACCGCGUACGUCGCCAAAUCGCUCGUGUCUACGUUCAUCAGCUCUAUGAGUGCCUCGGCCGACGUUUUGGCCAUGUCGAAGAUUGAAAUCAAGCUCGGCGACAUCCCGGAGGGCAAAUCGGUGACGUUCAAGUGGCGCGGCAAGCCACUGUUCAUCCGCCACCGUACCGCACAUGAAAUCGAGGCAGAACAGUCUGUUGCCGUCGCUACGCUGCGUGAUCCCCAGAAUGAUGCCGAACGAGUCCAGAAGCCGGAGUGGCUGAUUGUGAUCGGUGUCUGCACGCAUCUGGGUUGCGUACCGAUUGCGAACGCCGGUGACUUCGGCGGUUACUACUGUCCGUGCCACGGUUCCCAUUACGACGCUUCGGGCCGCAUCCGGAAGGGCCCGGCUCCGCUCAAUCUGGAGGUACCGUACUACGAGUUCCCGCAGGAAGGUCUGCUAAUUGUCGGUUAAGGGACCUUCUCUGGACGAACCCUCUCACCCGUCAGCUAAGUAGUAAAUCUAUCGAUCCACAAUCGUUUUUCCCGUGCCCUCGACAUAUAAACACCUAACUCUUGCUGCGGUAUGGCCCUGCGAGGCACAUGAAAUGGAGCAAACUUGCUGAAAGGCUGAUGGACCCGCGUCCAAUUGUUGUAAGUAUUUGACGGAUCCAUCGCUAAAAGCUACCGACGAUUACCAAACCAAAAACCCGUUUCUCUCGUCUUUCCUCGGGAGCGAAUAGUAGAAAGAAGCACAGCAAAGCAGCAGUUAAUAAAUUGAUUGGUAACGUUUA
Molecule: messenger RNA, 1224 nt
Organism: Anopheles bellator
Lineage: Eukaryota; Metazoa; Arthropoda; Insecta; Diptera; Culicidae
Gene: RFeSP
Product: cytochrome b-c1 complex subunit Rieske, mitochondrial
Exons: 4
Coding region: 99-905 (268 amino acids)
Biological process (GO): mitochondrial electron transport, ubiquinol to cytochrome c
Cellular component (GO): membrane
Molecular function (GO): quinol-cytochrome-c reductase activity; 2 iron, 2 sulfur cluster binding
Source: RefSeq, a predicted model, not a curated record